ACAGAGCGACGCUUCACAACAGAAAUGGAGGAAGAUAACUCACAAAUACUGCAAAAUGCUCAUUAUGAGUUCCAGAACAAAAAUUUUCCGCAGGCAGAGGCGCUGUACACAAAGUUCAUAUCUUCCUGCUCACAGAACAGGGACUGUGAAGCUGGAAGUCUAUCCACUGCUUAUAACAACCGUGGACAGAUAAAGUACUUCCGGGUGGAUUUCCAUGAAGCAGUAGAGGACUACACUUCUGCUAUAAAGGCUGACAGCCAGUGUGAAAUACCCCUCUACAACAGAGGACUCAUCCAUUAUAGAUUAGGCUUUUUUGAUGAUGCCAAGAAGGAUUUCCAGCAAGCUUUAAAGCUCAAUCCAGAUUUUGAAGAUGCCAAAGUCAGCCUGCAGCAGACUCUUCUGGACCAGCAGGAGAAGAUAAACAGAGGAUACUGAGGAUGUGCUGCUCUCUGGAGGACGCAAAAUAUAAAUCCACGUAUGAAUCCUUCAGCCUGUAAACAGAAGGUGUAUCAAAGUACACUAUGCCAAUCAUUGUCAGCUUGGCUCGAUUUGUUGCUCUAAAAGCUGUUGCAAAAAUCAAAACACAUCCUGAGGGAAAGAGGCCAAAGACUCUGGGAGAGUCGUGAUCAAAAAACAAACUGUUUAAUUUAUUUUACUUUGUUUUUGUUUUUUAAAGGUUCAAAAUAAAUAAAUGUAUUCAUUCAUGAAGAACUGACAGUGAAAAAUUAAGAACACAUUCUUGCACAAAAUAAAUUUCAGUUGCAGCUCACAAGUAUGCUGAUAUUUAGUAUUAAUGAAAUAGUGAUGUUGUUAGAGAAUGUGAAUAUUUAUAUAUAUUACUGUUGAAACAGAAAUGUAUUCAAUUGAAAACAAUAAAUUAU
Molecule: messenger RNA, 881 nt
Organism: Salarias fasciatus (jewelled blenny)
Lineage: Eukaryota; Metazoa; Chordata; Actinopteri; Blenniiformes; Blenniidae
Gene: ttc32
Product: tetratricopeptide repeat domain 32
Exons: 3
Coding region: 25-435 (136 amino acids)
Molecular function (GO): protein binding
Source: RefSeq, a predicted model, not a curated record